AAAUGUCUGCAGAAAGGGGAGCGUUGCAGUUUUCAGAAUGGGACACCGGCAAGAGAAGACUGAGAUAUUUGUAUAUCCGCUCACCGUGUGCCUUUACAUUGUGCCACGCGCAGCAAGCAGAGGAGAACUUGAUUCCAAUGUUUCUUGGUGCUGACGUUGUUGCGCAGACAGGCAUUCGGACAGAAAAUCACCCCAAGCUCCAUGCGAAGUUUGCAAAGAAAGGCUUGGCAGCAAAGCUUACUUUCAGCCCUGAUUUCAAGUUUGAGAAGUUAAGACUACCUUCUGGCGUGAACACUCUGUGGUUUUAUAGCAUUCAGGGAGUAUUUAGAGUGGCUUUUGACCUAUACAGCAGAGAUGACCAGCUGGCAGUCAUCGAAAGCCUACAGGAGCUCUGGAGGUCUCGGCUCAAAGACAGUCCUCUGAAGAAAUGCUACAACUUAAAGGAGCGCCUCGAAAAUACAGAUCAUGUAGCUCAGAUCUGUAGCCAUGCAGACCAACCUAGGGCCCAAGAGCAGCUGGUGACCUGGUCUUCUGAUUUUAUACACAAAGGACCAAAUGUUCUUCAUAGCAUUCCAGCAUUUGGAACUGUAACAGAACAUAAUUACUGUAAGUCGAAUACAAGUCACCCUCCGGAAGCCACAUCCAGUGAUGUGAUCGUCCGAGGAGCUAGAAAUGUGUUGGACAUGUGUACAGAUACGGUUAUCCAAUUGAGCGAACAGUCAAAAACCGCUGUUCUGAUGCUGUUUGAUGUCAUUUGUCAGAUGCUAAAGGGACAACAGUAUAUGGAUAAAAUGAUCGUGAGCAUAGUGCAGCUUCUAGAUGCUGCAAGUUAUAUGUUUGACAAAAACAGCUCACAGAAGGAAAUACCCUCUGUUUACGAUAACAAGUUAUUACUUGAGGUCAGCAGCUGGCUGGGCAAUCGAUUUCAGAGUGAGUAUGAGUGUAUAAGCCAGCAGGUGGAAGAGUUCAAACGGAAACAUAUAGAUCGAAUCUCUGACCUUCCUCCUGCAGAGGAACUGGUCUCUGCAUUGUUCCCAAAGGCCAUGAAAAUUCUAUUACUCAACUGGAUGGGGCUAUCUGACGAGGCUUUUGUAUCAAAACUCCAGAGCGAAUACCCAAUCCUACUUCUCAUCUUAGAAUUUGCAAAUCGCAAUCUGAUUACAGGAGUAGCUCACGUUUUAUAUUCAACCCUUAUAUGUAAAUAAUGUAUGUGCACCCAAAAUCAUAUGCUCUCAGAUUUGGUAUUCAGGCAUCCCUAACUAUCUGGGUUUUUUAGAUCUCCUUGCUUGUGUGAGGAGAUCAUGAAACCACCAAAGUGAUAUCGCUUAGUAUAUUAUAUUAUAUUUUUAUCUGCUUAGAAAGAAUAUAAUGUUUAUAAUAUUUACCUGUUUUCAAAAUGAAUUGUAAAUAAAUGGUUUGAUUAUAUAUAA
Molecule: messenger RNA, 1430 nt
Organism: Spea bombifrons (plains spadefoot toad)
Lineage: Eukaryota; Metazoa; Chordata; Amphibia; Anura; Pelobatidae
Exons: 4
Coding region: 3-1205 (400 amino acids)
Source: RefSeq, a predicted model, not a curated record